Messenger RNA from Panicum virgatum (switchgrass), 2065 nucleotides. Its product is annotated as transcription factor MYB64-like. The transcript is spliced from 3 exons. NCBI's taxonomy places the organism in Eukaryota, Viridiplantae, Streptophyta, Magnoliopsida, Poales, Poaceae. The coding region runs from base 615 to 1922 and encodes 435 amino acids. Gene Ontology annotation, biological process: regulation of DNA-templated transcription. Gene Ontology annotation, cellular component: nucleus. Gene Ontology annotation, molecular function: DNA-binding transcription factor activity, RNA polymerase II-specific; RNA polymerase II cis-regulatory region sequence-specific DNA binding. The record is from RefSeq and is a predicted model, not a curated record.
UGCUCGUUUCUGUCACUCUGUAACCACAUGAUCAGGCAAGCGCAAUCCUAACCCUGUCGAUCACCUACACACGGACCCUACUCAUCUCCAGGUUUGACCACCAACCCUCAACCGGCUCCACAUGUUUCUUGAUCACUAUAGUUCAAUUCGUACAGGAUUUUUUUUCUUUUCCCUGUAUGAAUGCCACCGAAGCCUGAUACUGUAAUUGGAUUGUGUAUUCUGUUGCGUAUACCGUAUGCUGCGUCUGAAUUGCGUUUGUGUCAUUAGAUGUCACGCAGCCAGGCACUCGAUCAGAUGCCGUACCACUAGUGAUAUCUGCAGCAGUAAGAUGUGUGUAUGCCAAGUUUGAGAUUAAAGGGUCCUUUAUUACCCCUUCCAUGGAAUGCAAGAAGUCGUUUAGUAUUAGUGACAGUAAAUAAGGUCAUUAACUAGCAAUAAGUAAUAAAAUAUUAAGUUUCAUUAAGUUGUUGUGUUGAAGGGAACAAGUCUUGUUUAGGACUCUAUAUAUUACGACACCCCCCGUACAAUUCUCUUUCCUGAGAGGUGUAGGCAGAUAACAAAAUUGCUACUCAAUCUCUCUCCCCCCCUACCUUACAUAGCUUCUGAAAUCCCCAAUGGAUUUCAGUUGCUUUCAGCCCAACGCAGGGAUUUGUAAUUACUUGCCAUUUGAUUGCAUGCAGCAGCAGAAUGGAUACUAUGACUUCCAUCCUGCUGAUCAUCCAUUUGAAGCUAUUGGGGACUAUAUAUCUGCUGGCUCUAUGGUACCCCCUGCAACCUUCAACGACCUUGGACACCAGUACUUUGAUGAAAGAGAAAUCAAGAAGCCCAUCUUCAACCAUGCUUCAUCGAUCAGUCACAGAUUUGGAUCUCAGCUGCCUCUGCUGACUCCCAAAACCGAGGUUUCUAAUCUCAUAGAAACUGGCCUCGGAUCAUAUAAGGCUUAUGAGAUGAGUGACAGGUUUGUGCCAAGAAAGAAGACCUCUAGUAAUUCUCUGAAGAAACCCAAUGUUGUGAAAGGGCAAUGGACGCCAGAAGAGGAUAGGAAACUGGUAAAAUUAGUGGAACAGUUUGGACUGAGGAAGUGGUCUUUCAUAGCACAAAUGUUGCCAGGAAGAGUAGGAAAGCAGUGCAGAGAAAGAUGGCACAACCAUUUGAGGCCGAACAUCAAGAAAGACAUUUGGAGUGAGGAGGAAGACAUGGUCCUGAUACAGGCACACAAGGAAGUGGGCAACAAAUGGGCAGAGAUAGCUAAGCGCCUGCCCGGUAGAACAGAGAACUCCAUAAAAAACCACUGGAACGCAACAAAGAGGAGGCAGUUUGCGCGACGGCGUAGCCGCACUAGCUCCAAGCGCCCCAAGUCAGGCACCCUUCUUCAGAACUACAUCAAAGGCCUUGGCAUCGGCCCAAGCAAGAACGUUGCGCCUCUUGCUCAGCCCACACUGCCACCGUCGUCGCCUGCAACAACACCAGGGGCAAACCCAGCAAAGAUCGACGAAAUGCUAGGAGAGCACAGGCCGUCCGACAUACUGGAUCUCCAGGGGAUGCUCGGCGUGCACGAGUACAAUCGCAGGGAGACUGAUCAGUCCUGUGAAGAACUCCUAGCCCCUAUCUGCAGUGAUGACUUUUCAGUAGCUGACAUGUGCGAAGGCCUGUUCGAUACAAAGGAGGACGCCAGCUGCUUCCAAGUCUUCGCGGUGGACGAGGACGUCGACAUGAGCUACAUCUUCAACCAUCUCGAUCAGGCGAUCAAGGUCGAUCCUGAGAUUGACAUGGAGAUGAUGUGGGACGACGACGCCCUGGGAUGCGCUGAGCCUGCCGGUGCCGGAUCAGCUCAGAUGGAGACUGUGCAUGUGAAGGAGGAGAUGGACCUGAUGGAGAUGGUGGCGGCCACGCAGAAGUACGCCGAGACUGAAAAGAACUAGAUAAGUGAUUGGAUACAUGCUUAAGUAUAUUAUAGAUAAAUAACUGCACGACCUGAAAGAUGUAACUAAGUUAUAUAUACAAGCUAGUAUUAUAGAAACUGCACGGCCUUUUUUUUUGUUUCUUUGAAAGAAAAACUCUACGA